Molecule: messenger RNA, 1805 nt
Organism: Diorhabda carinulata
Lineage: Eukaryota; Metazoa; Arthropoda; Insecta; Coleoptera; Chrysomelidae
Product: UDP-glycosyltransferase UGT5-like
Exons: 4
Coding region: 163-1689 (508 amino acids)
Molecular function (GO): UDP-glycosyltransferase activity
Source: RefSeq, a predicted model, not a curated record
AACCUUUUCUCAGUGUAAUAAUCUAUUGUGCUAUCAACAUCUAAUCUGCACAUAUUAAUAUAUGUAUCAAAUAGAAAAGUAAUUCCAAGAUAAUAAUUUAUUAGUAAACAUGUUUUUCCUUAAUUCCUUCAGAAUAAGUCGUGUUUUUAUCGAGAUUUAAAGAUGUUGAAGAUUAUUCUAGUUAUUACUGUCAUUUAUUUCACUUUUCAAACAAAUGCUUCAAGAAUUCUUGUUGUUAUACCAACUCCAUCGUACAGUCACCAAUCUGCUCUUUGGCCGAUAUGGAAGGAACUUUCUUUAAGAGGUCACCAAGUAACCCUAGCCACUACGGACCCUAUAAAUGACCCGAAACUGGUAAAUUUAACCGAAAUUAACAUGCACGAUAUGUACCAUCACCAGGUGUUGAUGGAUUUACAUACUCAAGUACCUACAGCAAACGUUUUGAAAAUAUUAGAGCUGAUUUACCGGAUUGGUGACGUUACUUUCGAUUAUCCUUUAUCCACAUUCCUUAAACCCCUCUUAAAAAAUGAAAGUGUCUUUGAUUUGGUGAUAGUGGAAAAUUUAGUACCGGAAUACUUGGCAUUUGCAGAUCUAUUCAAUUGUCCUUCUGUUGUAAUAUCUCCUUUUGAAGUAAGUUCUACAGUUUACACCGCCUUAGGUAACCCUUUUAACCCUAUAGCGUACCCAGAAAUGGUUUUACCUUUCAUAGGAGGACAAUUGAGUUUUAGAGAAAGGAUCACCAGUUUUCUUUUCAGCUAUUUAUUUUAUGGUUACAAAAUGUUGGCUGUGUCUAAAAGGAAAAUACUCAUGCAAAAAUAUUUUGGAAAAGAAGUACGUUCUGUUGAAAAACUAUGGAACGAUGUUGAUUUAUUGUUAAUCAAUACUAAUCCUAUUAUUAACGAUAUAAGACCUCUAGGUCCUAAUACAAUUACAUUUGGAGGAGCUAAUCAUGUUUUACCACCUCGACCUUUACCAAAGGAUUUGCAAGUUUAUUUAGAUAAUGCCGAAGAAGGAUGUAUUUACUUCAGUUUAGGAACAAAUGUAAAAAAUUCUAUGAUGACAAACGAAAAAAUUCAUAUAAUCAUUGAUACUCUUAGCGAAUUACCAUAUAAAAUAUUAUGGAAAUAUGAUGGUACCGAUAUAAUUGAUGUACCUGAAAAUAUUAAAUUAAUACCAUGGGCGCCGCAACAGGAUAUACUAAGGCACCCGAAUGUAAAGCUCUUUAUUACCCAAGGAGGAAUGCAAUCUCUAGAAGAAUCAGUUAUAAAUCAUAAACCUAUGGUUAUGUUGCCUAUGUUCGCAGAUCAAGCAGCCAAUGCAAGGAGAAUGGAACAUAGAGGUGUUUCAAAAACCGUACCGCACAAGCCGUUACCAAGAAAAGAAGAAUUUAAAAGUAUCGUUUUAGAGGUUAUUCAAAAUCCAAAAUAUAAAGAAAAUAUUAUAAAAAUGGCCAUUUUUCUGUUAGAUCAACCUGAAACUGGUACAGAGAAAGCAGUACUUUGGUUAGAACAUAUACUUAGACAUAACGGAGGAAAACAUUUAAGAAAUCCAUCGUUAAAUAUGUCUAUUUACGAAUUCUACUACUUAGAUGUUAUAGCUACCAUUACUUUGAUAAAUUUUGCGUUUUAUAAAAUAAUUUCAUACUCAUUGAAAUUAUUUAUCAAACAAAAUAAAUCAAAAAAAUUAUAAUAUUGAAAAACAUUGAUUAUUCAUAUAUCUCAAAUGUUAUUAUUUCAUUUGCCAUUCCGUAUAUAUCUAAAAUUUAAUAUUGUAAUAAAUAAUAAAAUAAAUAUGAAAACACAGGU